This is a messenger RNA of Lingula anatina, 1105 nucleotides long. RefSeq names its product mpv17-like protein. Gene Ontology annotation, cellular component: mitochondrion; cytoplasm; membrane. The record is from RefSeq and is a predicted model, not a curated record. Lineage: Eukaryota; Metazoa; Brachiopoda; Lingulata; Lingulida; Lingulidae.
UGAGCUCUCGAAAUGUAUAACAAACGUAAUCUGAACAGUGUCUCGUUUCACCAUACAAUAUGUACUGUCCCUGCGAAGAAAUUAUUUAAAAAUAAGGUAGGGCCAACAGUUAGUAGGUUUUUCGCCGUAACGGCCUAUUUAUAGAACUUGGCUGGAAAACGAAACAGGUAAUGGUUUAUAUCGGCACUAUGUUAUAUAGUCAGUAUAGGCCUACAAAGGACAGGGCAAGUAAAGCUACCGCACACUGCUGUGGCUGCUGUAUGGGACAAAGUGAUAAAGGCUGAUAAAGACGAUCAUUACACAUUUCAAUCUUGAAUCAGUCCAAUGUUCCGAUGUUCCGGAAAGUAUAAGAACCUGGGAAACUACGGGACUUCUGGAAAGACAUGGGGAAACUGUAUAGAAUAUGGAAGUCGUACCCCGUACUAAAAAGCAUGUUAAGUUAUGGAUCCAUUUACACGGGUGCGGAUAUAGUUGACCAGAUAGUUAUUGACCGCCAUAAGAGACCAUAUGACGGCUUAGAGACGCUCAGGCGCAGCUUAGCGGGUUGUAUCUUCAUCGGGCCACUGAACUUCACUUGGGUUCGGAUUGCCGAGAGGAUAUUCUCUCCCAGUAGAACUUUUGUCGCCGUGGCUCGGAGAGUUUUGGUGGAACAGGUGGUGUUUGGCCCCAUUGCGAUCACCACGUUUUAUUGUGCUAAUAAUUUAUUCGAGAGAAGAAGUUUAAAAGAAAGUUGGGAAGAGCUGCACGAAAAAUUCUUUAAAACUUAUGAGGUCAGAUGCAUGUACUUCCCUUUCGUCCAGUUCAUCAACUACAAGUAUGUGCCACCAGACAGGAGGCUCCUCUUUCUCAGUAGCGCCACCUUCAUGUGGAGCACGUUUAUGUGCUAUAUGAAAAGUUUGCCAAUUCACGAAAGACCCGGAUGAUAUCAGUUUUUAUCACAGCCACAUAUGAUUAUUUUGAAUUUCAUAUGAAAAUUGAUAAAAUGGUUUAAUUUCAUGCUUGCACGUGCCUUAAGUCCCUUUUUAUUCAAUGUUUUGUGGAAGAAAGUUUAGCAUGUUUUACGUCAAAUGAUUUUGGAGUGAUCAAUUGCAACCCUCAGUCAUUG